ACUCCAAAACCAUCCAGUGUUUUAAGUUGGAACGGAACCCUGAGGGGCCAAAGGAAUAAGUGCUAUCCAAUCACACAAAGAUCCUUUGAUUUUAUUUCGCACCGAGUGGAUCCUAAGCGAUACCAUUCAACGGGAGAUAAUUGAACUUCCUGCCUGGCAGGCAGCUGAAAAUGAAGAACUAGAGGUUCAAGUGGUUUUUCUGGGGGACACGUUCAAGCACCCCACCACUCAGAAUCAGAUUUCAGCCCAGUUCUGGUGGCGAUCUUCUAGCAAUCUUUACCGUUUGAUGACCCUCAAGCGUGUAAGGGAGAUCGUUAUACAUUGCAGUGACUGAGAUAGGGUGGGGAAAAGAAGAGAGAAGCUUUAUUUCCCCUCGAGCUUCUCAUUUUUGCAGUUUUAGGUAUUUAUCUUGUCACUCCAUCUCUGUUUUUACCCCCCCUCCCUCCUCCACGCCUCUGGGAGAGCAAAGGAGAGAAUUGAGUUAUUUCAUCUCUGCUGGAAUUUUUUUUAUUUGCCUUCCCGACUGAUUUUUCUCCUGUACUCCUGUUUACCCCAGACAAAAUGCAGUUGUAUCUCGAGUCAAAAUCAGGAACCUGAUAGCGUUUGGGAAAAGAUUCCUCAAGGAGAGAACAAGAGACGGAAAUCUUCUGAAGCCUAACCCUCCCCUCUCCUCCACCACCCCCCUUUCCCAUCCAGUUUCAGAGGUGUCCUCGGAUAUUCCUUCCUCUUUUUCCCCGGAAUCUGUCAGCAUUCCCGACGGGACGCAGCCAGCUUGUAUCCAUGCCAAUCCUUUGAUAUUAGCUCCCGGUGUCGUCUGCUUCAUUCUGUGGCGGUGCAGGCAGCCAGACGACCGUUCUCCAUGAGGAGCAGUGGAAGAUGCCGGCUCUGCCAGCGCUGCUGCUGUCGAUUCACCUCCUCUUCCUCCUCCUGCUGUUGCUUCUGCUGACCAUGGCCCCGUCCUCUCACAGCCAGGCGCCCGCUCUCGCAGCUGUCAGGAUGGCUGCUAUUUUAGACGAUCAGUCAGCGUGUGGACGUGGAGAGCGGUUGGCAUUGGCUCUGGCCCGAGAGAACAUCAACAGUUUGAUGGAGGGUCCGGCACGAGCUCGCGUGGAGGUCGACAUCUUUGAGCUGCAGAGAGACUCUCAAUACGAGACCACAGACACAAUGUGUCAGAUCCUGCCAAAGGGAGUGGUCUCCGUCAUCGGUCCUGCCUCUAGUCCCGCUUCCGGAUCCACCGUCAGUCAUAUAUGUGGGGAAAAAGAGAUCCCGCACAUCAAGAUCGGUCCUGAGGAGACUCCACGCUUGCCGUAUCUGCGCUUUGCCUCAGUGACGCUGUAUCCUAGCAACGAGGACUUAAGCUUGGCCAUUGUUGCCAUCCUGCGCUCCUUCUGUUAUCCCACGGCCAGCUUGAUUUGUGCCAAAGCAGAGUGCCUGCUGCGAUUGGAGGAGCUUGUGCGUCACUUCCUUAUAUCCCGGGACACACUCUCAGUCAGAAUGCUUGAUGAAAAUUUGGACCCCACCCCGCUGCUGAAAGAAAUCCGCGAUGACAAAGUUGCGACUAUUAUCAUCGAUGCCAAUGCAUCAGUGUCGAUACUAAUAUUAAAGAAGGCCUCAGAAUUAGGCAUGAUGUCAGCCUUCUACAAGUACAUCCUCACCACAAUGGAUUUCCCUCUGUUGAGGUUGGAUGAUGUGGUCGGUGAUCAGUCAAAUAUCGUCGGCUUCUCCAUGUUGAACAGCAGUCAUCCUUUCUACCUAGAGUUCAUCAGGAGUCUAAACCUGUCGUGGAGGGAAGGAUGUGAGCUCAGCCCCUACCCUGGUCCAGCGUUGUCAUCUGCGCUGAUGUUCGAUGCAGUGCAUGUGGUGGUCGGAGCAGUGCGAGAACUGAACCGCAGUCAGGAGAUCGGAGUGAAGCCUCUGAGUUGCACGUCUUCACUCAUCUGGCAGCACGGCACAAGUCUCAUGAACUACCUGCGCAUGAUAGAGUAUGAUGGCUUAACAGGCCGCGUGGAGUUUAACAGCAAAGGCCAGAGGACCAAUUACACACUGCGUAUUCUUGAGAAAUUCAAGGGGGGUCACAAAGAGAUCGGUGUCUGGUACUCCAAUAACACGUUGGCUAUGAACUCCACGUCUUUAGACAUCAACGCGUCUGAGACUUUAGCUAACAAGACGCUAAUCGUCACCACAAUACUGGAAGAUCCAUACGUGAAGCGCAAGGCGAACUACCAGGACUUUCAGGGUAACGAUCGGUACGAGGGAUUCUGUGUGGAUAUGCUGCGGGAGAUGGCAGCCAUGCUGAAGUUUUCCUUCCGGAUCAAGCUGGUGGAUGAUGGGCUGUAUGGAGCUCCAGAACCUAAUGGGUCAUGGACCGGCAUGGUGGGGGAACUCAUCAACAGGAAAGCAGAUCUGGCAGUGGCUGGAUUUACCAUCACAUCGGAGCGGGAGAAGGUCAUCGACUUCUCCAAACCUUUCAUGAACCUGGGCAUCAGUAUCCUGUACCGCGUCCACAUAGGCAGGAAACCAGGUUAUUUCUCCUUCUUGGAUCCCUUUUCGCCAGCUGUCUGGCUAUUCAUGCUUUUAGCCUAUCUGGCUGUUAGCUGUGUGCUCUUCCUGGCUGCCAGGCUGAGUCCGUAUGAGUGGUACAACCCCUUCCCGUGUUUGCAGGACCGCAGGGACCUUCUGGAGAAUCAGUACACACUGGGGAACAGCCUGUGGUUUCCGAUCGGUGGUUUCAUGCAGCAGGGCUCAGAGAUCAUGCCCCGGGCUCUGUCCACACGCUGUGUCAGCGGCGUUUGGUGGGCAUUCACACUGAUCAUCAUUUCCUCCUACACGGCGAACCUUGCAGCUUUUUUGACGGUCCAGAGGAUGGAGGUGCCAAUCGAAUCUGCUGACGACUUGGCCGAUCAGACAAACAUCCAGUAUGGGACUAUUCACGGAGGAAGUACUAUGACCUUCUUCAUGAACUCGCGCUACCAGACGUACCAGCGCAUGUGGAAUUACAUGUACUCCAAGCAGCCCAGCGUGUUCGUCAAGAGCACGGAGGAGGGCAUAGCACGGGUUUUAAACUCCAGGUACGCCUUUCUUCUGGAAAGCACCAUGAACGAGUACCACCGACGCCUCAACUGCAACCUCACACAGAUUGGAGGCCUGUUGGACACCAAGGGCUACGGCAUCGGCAUGCCUCUGGGUUCACCAUUCAGAGAUGAGAUUACAUUAGGCAUACUGCAGCUGCAAGAGAACAACAGAUUAGAAAUCCUAAAGCGUCGAUGGUGGGAGGGUGGAAAGUGUCCUAAAGAAGAAGACCACCGAGCCAAAGGUCUAGGUAUGGAGAAUAUCGGCGGGAUAUUUGUUGUGCUGAUAUGUGGACUCAUAAUAGCUGUUUUUGUAGCCAUUAUGGAGUUUGUGUGGUCCACGCGCCGCUCGGCCGAGACAGAUGAGGUGUCGGUAUGUCAGGAAAUGAUGACUGAAUUCAGAGACGUUAUCUCCUGUAAAAAGAACUCACGGUUGCGCCGCCGGCGACCCCUCUCGUCCCAGGGCAUCCUCCGGCACCCGGCCCGUCUCCCUUUAGGAGCUCCUCGUCAAAUGCGCCUCGUGCGGGAGAUGCGUCUCAGCAACGGCAAACUCUACAGCGGGACAGGAACGUUAACUGGCACCGCAGCAGGGCCGGGACUUGGUGGGGGCGCUGCGGAAAUGGGCCCUGGCCCCCAGCGAUUGCUGGAGGACCCUCUCGGCGCCAGUGUCCCCGGUAGCACACCCGCUCUGGUCUCCACGGCGGUGCCUCGCGGCUGCACACACGUGAGGGUGUGCCAGGAGUGCCGACGGAUCCAGAGCCUCCGCUCUACGUCGUCUUGCUCACGCAUCUCACCACUGGCCUCCGCCACGUCCUCUCUCCCUCGUUUGCCACCGCCGCCCACCUCCGCCUCUAAUACAAACACUGACAGCGAGGGAGGAGGCUCAGACAGCCCACGCAGGGCCAAACCCACACCCCCUCCAAGGCCGCUGCCGCCCACUAAAACUCCCUCCACUGAUCUCCUCUGCCAGCAGGACUGAGAACAAGAGUAAGGAAACUUUUUGUCGGGACGAAAAUGUAAUGUAAAUGAGUGCUGGAGGACAGACGGAAACACUCUGCCCACGCCUUCAGUCAAAGUGACCUGUGGGAUACUGCAAAUAAAGGCCAUUUUUGGAUGCAAAAUUACACUGAGUGAGAGCGAGAUGAUUCAGCCAACCGCUUGUUGUACAAGUGUCUGGUUUUAACACCACAUCUUGCGGAAGUGCUCAGAAGGCCAGUGAGAUUUGGCAUGCUGUUGAGACUAUGUAAUGCAUAUCCUGUGAGAGUACGCUAUGCAACAUGUCAUGAAGGGAAAGGUGGAGGAAAACUAUGAGGGCAGCUAUUCGUUUUGCAUAGAAGUGUGGAUCUUCUUCAUGCUUUUUAAUGGGGGACUACGCUUCUGUGAGAGUCCGGAGGAGUCUGCACCUAAAAUGUGCACAUUGAACUGAAACGCAAAUUCAUUUUAUUUUAUUUCUUCGUUCUUUUUGGGGUUACUAUUCAUUUUUAUGCCUGAAUGUCUCUUGCUUGUUUUCCUUUCUAGCUUUUCUUUGAUUUAAUUCUUUCAGUUUAAAAAAAGACUAUACCUGUUUUUCCCUAUUGUUAAUUUCUCGGAGGAGAAAGUAUAUAGAUUUUUUGGGGAGGUUUUGUGGUCAGGAAUUGGUUUUCCUCUUCUUCAACCUCUAAGAUUACUCACUUGGUUUCUGUCUCUCAUUUUAAACACCAACUGUUAAAGGUUAAAAUAAACAUGAAAGGCAUUAAAAACCCAGAUUACUUCCAUAACGUGACACCUUUCCAGUCAAAACAGGAUAUUCAAGCAGGGGAAUGUAGGACGGGAUGAAAAACUCCAAAAGUGUGUGUUCCAGACCUGAAUGUCAUUGGAUUAUGGAGUGUACAGUAAGAUUCACCCUUUAGACCGUCUCAGCAAAUCCCAUUGGUAACACUGCUUUCCAAAUCAACACUUGUUUGCUAUUUUUGCCAUAACCUCCAUUCUAUUAUUGUUAACCAUCAUUGAAUUACUGAGCUCAUUAUUGGCAAGAUUUUAAAAAGGCUGCAUUACUGUACUUAAUACAGUACUCUAUAUUAAUGCCAAAUUGGCAGUUGGUUAUUAUUAACCUCGAAGAUGUCAACUAAACAAGAAAGUUACAAUUUUUAGCAUUUUCCCUAACAUGCACUGGGGAAUUGUUCACAGUAAGACCAGGAAUGUGUGUAAAGAAACUAAAUAGGAUCUGUUUCGAUUUCAUGUUGACUUUAACCAGCUUUCCCCUCAGUAUUUUGCAAUUCUCAAGAACACGGAGAAACAGUGACAACAACAAUAAGAUGAGACAGAAAAGCCUUUUUGCAUCUGAAGGGACAUUUUUCGGUUUAUGUGAGAAGACGGUUAAUGAUGCUUUUCAUGACCGAACAAAAUGAGCCUGUAUCAUGAAUGGUUUGUUGAAGUGCACUGGAAGUUGCUGUCUGGGUGCUUGUGAGACGCAGUUAUCCAUUUACUGUAUGUCCAAAGUGUAAACAUAGCAGCCCUGUGUAGAAUCUGCAGCACUAUAUCAUUCAUAUUUUGGUGCUUUAUGAUUGUGUGUGAGAAUGAG
This is a messenger RNA of Carassius auratus (goldfish), 5628 nucleotides long. RefSeq names its product glutamate receptor ionotropic, kainate 5-like. The coding region runs from base 877 to 4047 and encodes 1056 amino acids. Gene Ontology annotation, molecular function: signaling receptor activity; ligand-gated monoatomic ion channel activity. The record is from RefSeq and is a predicted model, not a curated record. Lineage: Eukaryota; Metazoa; Chordata; Actinopteri; Cypriniformes; Cyprinidae. Gene Ontology annotation, biological process: monoatomic ion transport. The transcript is spliced from 21 exons. Gene Ontology annotation, cellular component: membrane.